ACGUGAAACCCCUUUCUCAAUACGAUCUAUCGCCGCGAUGCCGGAGAGGAAUUGGCAAACGGAGAGAAGAAAAAAAUGAACAGUAAAAGUUUGAAACGUUGCCCUGAGAAAAAAAAACUCUCCUUAUUUCUCCAGCACGACGGUCUCAUUAAGAAGACACGAAGGCAGCAACAAAAAAGUUCUGGUGUAAGUUCGGGACCAGCUUUGCAAACAAAAUGGGAAAAGUGUGCGUCUCUUGCCGUGUGCUAACAACUACAUCAAAGGAGCGAACGGCGUAUUUAUAAAGGUUUUGUGACUGAAAGGGAAAUAGCUUGCAGGCACAAGGCACAUGACUACUCCAUUUAGGGGAAAGGGGCAGAUCAGCUCAAUCAGUACAGCCUCGGGGCUCAAAUCCUAGACAAUAAAUACCUUACAUAACAUUUAAUUGUUUUCCUUUUCAGUUAGGGAGAUCGAAGUGAAAAGCCACUGAACACAUCACGCUGGUGAACAUAAACUGCAGAGCCAGAGAAUAGCAUUUUUCGAGGUUCCGGAUUGUAUUCUUGUAAGGAUCAACAGUGCAAGUGUCCCGUCGCCAAUGAAAUGUCUUUCUAAAGGUGGAUACAACAACUGAUCUGAAGCACAAUCUUGACAUCACAAAGACAUCUCUGCAGUAUUCCACGAGCAACAUGUCCAAAGACGAGGUAAGCUGCAAGAUUAGUGCGGUUUGCAGGCACAAGGAACGCAAGCCAAAGAAGCCCCAUUACAUUCCCAGGCCAUGGGGGAAACCAUACAACUACAAAUGCUUUCAAUGCCCCUUCACCUGCAUGGAGAAAUCGCACCUUUACAAUCACAUGAAGUACAGCUUGUGUAAAAACUCCCUCUCGCUGCUGAUAGAGUCGGACUGGCCUUACAAGAAGAACAACAUUCUCAAUUCUGAUCUCCGCUCGCUGCAAGGCGCGACAGACCCGGGGCGGUCGGAGAAACGCAGACUGGAAUUGGAAAGCAACGACGAUGUCUCCAUUGCAGGUGACACUUCUAUCAAAGGCGCCGACAGGUGGGACGCCUGCAGAGCCAGCGUUGAGCUAAGCACUUUGGAAGGACCUGACAAACGGACGUGCUCCUCAAGAGAAAGAGAGAAAGUAGGCUUCGGCACGGAACCGAAAUCAAUGGACCACUCCAAGAAAACACAGGAGGCAAGGUGUUUACCCAACGCUGACCUACAAACGCCCUCCAGAAGCAAAAUGGCCAAACUGAGCAAAAAGGCCGAGACUGAUUUCAUUAUAACUGAUGUCUUUUCCCUGAAGGACUCGGUCAUGAAGAAUAAGGUUUUACCAACUGCAGGACUGGAAGCCAAGCUAAAACACUACAAGCUUCCGAGGAACUGUGUGAGCAGUAAUGGGAUUCUCAUGGAACAGUGGAAGCUGGUCACAUCUGGGCAGAGAAAGCACGCAGCUGACAUUUCUUCAUCGUGUACUGAGACAAAUAUAAUUCCGUGCUACCCACCACCGGCGUACAGCGACUACCAAGAGCCGCAGGGACUGAAUCUCUCAGUGCUCGGGGUUAAUUACCCCAUGAACCACAGUCUGUUCUCCUAUUUGAGUCCUGCCAUCAAUCCCAAUGGAACGACACCUGCACAGGUGGCUCAGCUGCCUUUCCUCAGCUCCUCGGCUCAGUUAGUCCACCCACAGUCUGGACAUUUGCAACCGGCACAUCUCCCAGGACGGUCUCCGGUCCCGCCUAGGUUCUUCUACCCCCUGUUAUUCGAGCAGACCCUCAGCACAGCAGAGAAUAGAUCGACAACCAGCCACAAUGACCAGGACCUAACAAACCCGGCGGCUCCAAAUAUCCUUGCAUCGCGGGCGCUCGAUAUUCCCAACAAAGCCUAUUUGCGUAAGGUUCCUAUCUUAAGGCCUCAUGUGAGCAAACCUUCUGUGCAGGCGGAUGGCGGUUCAGCUGAUGCCAACUACAAGUCCUUCUUGACACGGGCCCCUGACCAGAAAUACCCGGCGCCCGCCGGGGAAAAUCCCGCAGUAACUCACAAAAACGCGUUUGUGUACAACUCUCCAACUUGUAAAAACUCCCGGGACACCGAGGAUAGGUUUAUCAAAACAACAAUUGGAAACAACCAAGAGACGUCUUUGACGGUUUCCCCAAGAACAAGCGAAACAUCAGCAAGCCUGGAGGAAUCAAAAGAAAAUCCAAGCCCGUCAACGUUACUGUCGGUUCCUCUUUCAUCGGAAAAUUCCAAGCAGCCAGACAAUAGUGAGCCGCCUUGCAUCGAGAGCAUUUCGUCAUCGUACCAAAAGAUGCCACCACAAUGGACCACAGAACUGGAGGAAACGACAAAGGAAAAUCCAAGGAGAAGCCCUGAGUUCAGAAAGUUGUCCCCAACUGCAACUUCCCCAGUAAGUAACAACCUCUGCAAAUCGGGUAAAGCAUCUAACUGCCUUCAGACAGGCAAAGAGAAGAAUGGCUCUGUGGUGCUGAUAAACGACCUUUGUAAAGUCAUCCACGAAUACCAAGAUGUUGAAGAGAAGUUGUGCUUUGUGGUCGAUGAGGAUACACCCGGCCAGAAACAACUCAGGGGACAACUAACUAAGAUUAGAAAAGAAUUAUACCACAUCCGUCAGGUAUUGGAGAAGACAUCCAAGCAACAUGAAGGACCCUUGGACCUCUCUGUCAAGAAGUCACAGGAUGGGGUUGCGAGGAACCGUAAGAACAGCGAAUGCCCGGAAGAAACGUUCGAAAAUUGCGGCACGCGGGACUCGAGCCUAGGCCGAGCGGAGCAAAGUGCGGGCAAGCGUGCAGAAAGCGCAGUGAGCAAAGCGAAAGCAGCGCAAAACUGUUACGCCAACGCUGACAACAAGUCGUUGGAUUUGUGCGUGAAAGUGCACGAGUUUGAAAGACUCGGAACCUCCCCGGAAAUGGACACCGUCGCGACUCACAGGGCAGAUCUAGUGAGAGCCAGCGGCCCUCAGCUGCCAAAGAGCAUUUCAACAGAGACUACUUUCACAAACAGAGCAACCAAGUGCGAAGCAGACUCCAGUGUACCUCUGAGUGCUGAGGGGAAGUUUAUUUCACACCUGCUGCCAGUGGCUGAGGAGAGCUGCAGCAAGGGUGAGGCUUUGAAAAGGGCACCGUCAGGUGAUGAUCAGAAGGGCGGGGUGAAAGUUGUGUGUACUCACCCCUUCAGUGGCAGAUAGGUUAGGAUCAAUAAAACAGAAUAGGAUAAUAUGAACCCAGCAAUGUGAAGAUACGAGCACAGUGGUUGUGUCGGUAAUUAGACAGAAUGGCUUAAUUAACGGCCAGCACUGGAACAGGUUUAGUUUAGUUUAGAGAUACAGCGCGGAAACAGGCCC
Messenger RNA from Amblyraja radiata (thorny skate), 3338 nucleotides. It is a transcript of the gene prr35, whose product is annotated as proline rich 35. The transcript is spliced from 3 exons. NCBI's taxonomy places the organism in Eukaryota, Metazoa, Chordata, Chondrichthyes, Rajiformes, Rajidae. The record is from RefSeq and is a predicted model, not a curated record. The coding region runs from base 666 to 3182 and encodes 838 amino acids.